AUGGAUGCCGCGGCAAAAGCCAGAGCUUUCUAUGAAAAUGCGAAGCUGUGCAUGUUCUUUCAUGCUGAGAAUGGCAACACGAAAGAGUUCGAGAUGUACCUUGAUGCCGUGGAAGAUGCAAACGUGAGGGAUGACUUUGGCCGGACACCCUUGCACAUUGCGGCUCUCAUGGGCCAUGUGGACAUCGCAAAGAUUCUCUUGGAGUUCCGUGACUGCAAUGUCAACGCAGUGGACAGCCAUGGUCGUACACCUUUGGGCGUGGUUUUACAAAACGGCGACACUAGAACCGCGGAGCGCGCGCAGAUUGCAGAGCUGCUGCGUGAGCACAGGGCCAUCGAGGCCACGUCUUACACCAAGAUGGGGCCCACGGGCCCUGAGGUGAAGCUGAAGGUUUUGGGAAACCCGCUCAUCCCUGUGCCGAGCCAGGAAGCUUGCAGCUACUACGGCGAGGGCCGGUCGCAGAGCAGUCGGCCGGGGAAGCCCUGCAUCCCACCGCCGCCAUUUUGGCCCUACAAAGGCCUCACAGAGUGGAAGACUGAGCUCGGCAGCCGUGCAUUGGCAGCUGUGACGCCAUUGGAAGAGCUUACCGGUCGAUGCGGUGGAUAUUACCUUUUCGGCGACCAGACUUGGUGCAACGAAGCCUUUGAUGGUUCCCAUGGCUAUGGCAAGAUUGGCUUGUCCUUUGGCAUUGAGGAGCGGGACAUUUGGGGGGAGCUCGUGACGCAGAAAUUCGGGCUGCCCGUCAAGCUUUUCGAUUGUUUCAUUGAGCCAGAGAAGUCUCCACCAAUUGCUGGCACCCCGCCCAACGGCACCAAGUGCCCCAAAAACCACGUGGGAGAGCCAAAGUUGGACUACAUUUGCUACGGGGCGCCUUACCAGUCCUUCCGGCUUUGCCUGGCAGGGCAGGAAGUGAAAGUUGAUGGCCGGAUGUAUGGCACUCUGGAGGCGGCGAGCCGGGACGACGCGGCAGAAGCAUUCCAGCUGCUGCGUCGCGGCGCCGUCCGUGCAGAUAGCAGUCAUGCAGAGUUGCUGCUGGAGCUCGAGCACAAGCGCCAGGUGAUGACUUUCCUUGCCGAGUUCUCCCAGAGCCGGAAGUGCCACCGACGGCAAGCGAGCAGCGUGUUCCGGAUCCUGUUGAAAGAGCAGGUCUGGCGAGAUGCGGCUGAGGAGGCCUCCAUUUUGGACAUGUUGCCAGAGGACAUGCGGGACGUGCGGGAGCUGCUCGGCGAGAAGCCGACCCCGGGCAAGGCGCACGCCGUGCCGCAUGGCAGGAGCUCAGCUUUAGAGGCGGUGCUUGAGGCGACAGCGGAGCUGCAGCAGCUGGACUUCCAGUGCGAACCGCAGGCCGCCGCGGCGGAGGCCCUCACAAAGCUCUGUCAAGCGGUGGCCCUCAUCGUUCAGUUCCAGGCUGAGGAGCUGCCAGAGCUGGCGAAGCUGGAGCCAAAGUCGCAACUGCUGCAUUUCCUUUUCGCUGCUCACGGCUCCUUCCCCUACCACCAGCACCAGGUUCUUCGAGCUCUGGAGGAGUUGCUGGCCAUAGAUGCCUGGCGGGACGCAGCUGAAAGAGAUGAAGACCUCAUGGAAAGCCUCCGCACCCUGCAUGUCGCCUACACCACCCCUAGCUCACGCGCGUCUUCGACUGAGGAGCUGAUGGCCCAGCCGCAUUUGUGCGCGAGGUGGAUGUGGCAGGAUGCUGGGAAGCGGUAUGGGGGCAUCAUCGGGGCUGGUUUGGCGCGUCUCAACCCAACUCGCUGGAGUCAGGCACUUUGUAUUGAUGAUACCAUUGCCGACCUUAGCCAAUAUUUGGAAGGUUCACAUCGCGACCGGCCAGUGAGAAUUGAGAUCGUGGGCGACGGGCGACGAAGAGUAGAAGCGAGCAGUGUGCACGACGCAGUGCAGACACUGCUCAUUGACAACCCUGAUGAAUGGGACAAGGUCAGGACACUGGACAUGGAGAUCCACUUCGGGUUCGGCUCUGCAGCCGAGCUCUCACAGUUCAAGGCCUUGGACCUCCAACAGAAGUUGACUCGACAGGUUCAAAUCAUGGAGGGCCUGACGCGAAGAUUCUAUUGCACAGGUUCCACCCUGGAAGUCUACAGGCAAGGAUGGAGCCCACAGGACAACUGCGGCACAGAGCCAUGCCACGAGCCCCCUAUCUACUUGCCCAACGCCUUCUCUGUCACUGCCUUCGCCGUGAGCUAUGUGCACAAGGAGCUUGUGGGCUAA
Messenger RNA from Effrenium voratum, 2226 nucleotides. Lineage: Eukaryota; Dinophyceae; Suessiales; Symbiodiniaceae. The record is from the annotation of a GenBank genome assembly.